AUGGCAUCAUUGCAUCAAGCGGCGUUAGCCGGUUCCGUUGACAUAUUAAAAUUACUGCUUGAUCAUGGAGCAUCAGCGAAUUCGAAAGAUCAGAAAGAACUUUUACGUCAUGAUAUGAAAUUACUGGGAUGCCGAAUUCGUGAUCAGCAUGAAAAACUACGUCUGGCGAUGGGCUCCUAUCGAUUUCUCGAUGAAAAAAAACUUGAUCAGCGAAGUGUCGCGUUACGCCUUCGUCCACUACAUUAUGCCUCGUGGCAAGGAAGAACAGAACCAGUUUUUCUUUUAUUGAGAAGUGGUGCUAAUGUAAAUGAACAGUGUAUUAGUGGUGAUACAGCAUUGCAUCUAGCUGCACAAUAUGGACAUAAUGAUGUUGUUCAGUUAUUACUAUUUCAUCAAGCUGAUCCAACAAUCUUAAAUCGUCGUAAUCUGACACCAAUUGAUUUAGCAAGUGAAAAUGGACGAUGUCAAGUUGUUAACUCAUUAUUACAAAAUCAUUUAUGCUUGCGUAUGUUAAAUUCGACUACUACUCUCAAUCAUAAUAAUAACAAUAAUUUGACAAAUGAAAAUGAUAAUUUGCAACAGUCACAAUCAAAUUGUUUACAUCUAGCAGCUAAAAAUGGCCAUUCAGAUAUCAUACGCCUAUUACUUUUAAAUGGAAUAGAUAUAAAUAAAACAACCGCACAAGGAACAGCAUUACAUGAAGCAGGAAGAAAUGGAAGAUACGAAGCGGCAAAAGUUUUAUUAGAAUGUAGAAUUGACAUUAAUAUUUGUAAUUCUUAUGAACAAACUGCCUAUGAAGUUGUUAUCAAACAAAAACCUGGCAAUGAUAUUAAACGCUUAAUAAAAGAAUUUAGUGAUGCUUUAACUGUUCGUGCCAUUUGUUCUUAUAAUGAUAAUCAUGCUGGAGCAUUAAAUUUUCUAGAAGGCGAUCACAUCACGGUACUUGAACGAAAUCCAAGUGGAGAAUGGAGAGGAUUCAUUUUAAAAGAAAACUUGACAACUCGAAUUGGAUAUUUUCCUAGUACACAUGUACAAUUAAUCGAUCGACAACUAGAUCGUUCAAGUUUAACAAACACCAAUUAUUUUAAUCAACGUUGUAAUAAUGAUGUUAUACAACAACAUUCGAAUGAUUUUUUAUUAGCUACUGCCUCUUUAUUCACUUCUCCCUCUUCACAUACAAGCAAACUAUUUUCAACUAGUAACGUUGUAUUGAGACAUCGAACAAAUCUGAUUAAAGGAACAAUAAAGAAAAAUGAAACUUUGUCAGCUCAACAGUCGAACAGUAAUGGCAAGAGCAACAAUAACUCUGGGUUAUUAAAUGGUGACUGGUCACCGGUCGAUAGUCUUGAUUCAAUGUCACGGAUGUCCCAAGCAGAUUCGGGCUUAGCAACGUCAUCCUAUCGCUCACGUCGAGGUAGUCCAAACAGUAGUUGUCGUCAUUCAACAGCCAGUAGUAUUGAUAGUGGAAGAAGUUCAACAGCUAUGUCAAUUGUUUAUGAUAGUCCAAAACCUCCUGCGCUGGCUAGUUUUAUGGCAAUAAAUAUUCCGUUGUCUUACAAUACCAUUACUAAUUUAUCAAAUGGAACAAUGACCACAAUAAACGAUACACGUUCCGUUUGUAGCAGUGAAUCAAGAUCAUCAGAUCAAGACAAAGCGAGCUUUCGUAGUUCAAAUAGUAGUCUUGAUCGACUCGAUGAAUCUUUGACAAUAAACCAUAAUACAAAUUUAAACAAUUUGAUACAGAACGGUAUUCCUGAGAAUGAAGUAGUUCUAACUUGGCUUCGAGAUUUUUCUUACGAACAUUAUUAUGAAAAUUUUAUUGCCAAUGGUUACGAUAUACACACAAUAACACGAAUGACACCUGAAGAUUUAACUGCUAUUGGUAUUACCCAUCCAUCUCAUCGACGAAAAAUUAAAAAUGAAAUUGGAAAAUUACGUGUUGGAGAUCGACUACCUGAUUAUAAACCUGAUACUGUCUAUGACUGGCUUUGUCUUCUACAUUUAAAUGACUAUAUUAAAUUACUAUAUGAUCAAAAUUAUAAGCAAAUUGAUGAUGUGACAAAUAUGGCAUGGGAAGAUUUAGAAGAUAUAGGAAUUACACAAUUGGGCCAUCAAAAGCGAUUUAUGCUUGGAGUGAAGAGAUUACAAGAUAUCAAAAAAGGAUUGUAUCAAUCUAACAGUAACAACAAUGUACCUUCGCCUAAACAACCAUUGUCACCGAGUGAAAAUCGUUUUAUUACCAAUCUUCCACCACCAUCGACUCCUUCUCGACAAUCGUCAUUACAAACUAAUUCGCAUGAUCAGCAAACAAAAUGUCGUCCAUCGAUUCCGAACCGUCAAACAAAACCGGUUGAAAGAUGCAAUUCAGUUGAAAACAAUAAUGCACAAAACGAACGAACAGGAUUGUUAAAAAGGCCAGUGCCGUCUUUUCAUCGAUCUCCCGAUAAUGAUUCAUCAUCGUCCACCUAUGCCACAUUACGUAAAAAUAAAACUUCACCAAACUCAAUUAACUGUUUAAAACGUCCACCACUUGUUAGUUGUGGUUUACACACCUCUUCAUUUCGUUUACAAUCGUCGACUGUUUCUCCUCCACAUCCAUCUGCAAUAAAAUCAAACACAAUAAAUUCAAUAGCAAUGCGUGCGAAAAGUUUAGAGAAUAUAAAUGGUGGUGACCACUAUAAUACAAAAGAAAUACGCAAAAUUCCAUUUAACCUGACGAAGAAUAAUAUAUCACCAUGCAAUGCAGCACUAAAUGGUAACACAUCAUUAUCGUCUUAUACAAACGGCAUAGCGCCAACAUUAUUAUCAGCAAAUGACAAGAAAAUAACACCUGAUAUUCUCUCACCAAGAACAAUAUCAGCACCAAAAUAUCAUAAUACAACUCUUUCUCAUUCAUUAUCGAGUCAAAAUCGAACAAAUAAUACUAAAUUAUCAUUAUCACAGAGUUCUUCUCCCCAGUGUCGUCGUUCGAAUCUUUCUUCUAGUCAACAACAACAACAACAACAACAACAGCAACAGCAGCCGCAGCAACAAACUUAUUUACAAAAUUUGCAAGUAUUAUGUAAUUUAUCGUCAAGCACUGAAUCUAAUUGCAUUCCAUUUGCUAACGAAAAUAUUGGAACAAUCAAACAACGUUUAACAAUGAAUGGAAAUGGAAAUGACAGCAAAAUUGCAUCAUUAGAUUCAGUUACAGAUACUAGUUCAACAAUAAAACGUUUAUUACCAAUCGAAUUUUUUGAACAAAAAACAUUGACAAAUUUUCUGAAACCCUCUUAUCCUAUAACAACGGCCAUUUACGAUAAUAAUGAAUGCUAUUGUUCCUCACCACCAAAACUCAUAAGUGUAAAAUCACCCUUGUUUAAAAAUGGUAAUAGUCGAACAGUAACGAAUGAACAAGAAAAACGUUUACAAUAUAUUGAACUUUUAAAAAAAGAAAAAGAAAAACAACAACAGAAUAAAUGUCAACGAACUGAUACAUCGAAUGUUUUACACGAUAUUGAUGAUAUGUUAAGUGAUUUGAAUCGUGAAUUAGAUGCUAUGCUAGAAUAUGAAACAAUUUCGCGUUCUUGA
This is a messenger RNA of Didymodactylos carnosus, 3570 nucleotides long. NCBI's taxonomy places the organism in Eukaryota, Metazoa, Rotifera, Eurotatoria, Philodinida, Philodinidae. The record is from the annotation of a GenBank genome assembly.